Molecule: messenger RNA, 690 nt
Organism: Aspergillus steynii IBT 23096
Lineage: Eukaryota; Fungi; Ascomycota; Eurotiomycetes; Eurotiales; Aspergillaceae
Product: putative NADH-ubiquinone oxidoreductase 14 kDa subunit
Exons: 2
Coding region: 125-394 (89 amino acids)
Source: RefSeq, a predicted model, not a curated record
CGCCGACCGAUCAGUCCCUCUGCUCCCUCCAAUUGUUCUACGUCGUUGGCUUGAGCUGCGAUCCGGUUUCUCCCUGCGGUGCCCUCGAGAAUACCUUUCCCCCGCACGUUCCCCGUCUGCCAUCAUGGUCCACAAAGUCCUCUUCUGGGGCGGCUUCGGCAUCGCCGUCCGUCUCUGGCAACUCGGCAUUGAAAUGCGUCCCAUCCUCGCCAAGGAGUCCCUCUGGGUGUACCCCCUGUUCGCCGGAGUCGGCGGCAGCUUCGGAUACUGGCUGCAGGGCGUUGAGAGCCGACAGCUGAAGAUCCUCGCACAGCGCCGGGAGGCCAUCCUCGAGAAGCGCCGGAGAAGAGACGAGAAGGUGGAAGAGACGGGUUCUCUGGCCGCGACGUCGUGAAAAAGGUGUGCGCGUGUGUGUUGAGUUUACGAGUGUUGAACCGGGGUAGAAAGAGACGAGCGAAUCGAUUCGAGAUUUUGUUUCUAUAUUGCGUACCUGCUGGGUGUGUGGAAUUGAGACAGGGAGCCCAGUAUACCAAUUACUUGUACUAAAAUUCCACGGGUUCUUUUUUUAUGCUCGACUUGAUGAGAGGAAAGGAAGCACGAGACUUGGCUUUGAGCUUCUGUCUGAGAGUAUGGAGCUUAGAUUAUUCUUAUUUUUGUUUUGCGUUUCAAUGGCAACUUGAUUGAUCUUCA